Messenger RNA from Entamoeba dispar SAW760, 1275 nucleotides. RefSeq names its product G2/mitotic-specific cyclin-B, putative. The record is from RefSeq and is a predicted model, not a curated record. The transcript has 2 exons. Gene Ontology annotation, cellular component: centrosome; cyclin-dependent protein kinase holoenzyme complex; cytoplasm. NCBI's taxonomy places the organism in Eukaryota, Evosea, Mastigamoebida, Endamoebidae. Bases 1 to 1275 code for a protein of 424 amino acids. Gene Ontology annotation, biological process: regulation of cyclin-dependent protein serine/threonine kinase activity; mitotic cell cycle phase transition. Gene Ontology annotation, molecular function: cyclin-dependent protein serine/threonine kinase regulator activity.
AUGAAACAUCUCACAAACACCAAAAGUAAGGUUACAAGAGAUACUGAAAAUAAGAGCGAAAUUGCCAUUAAACCACUAAUUAACCAAAUUGGAUUUCGACAACAUCAUAUUAUCCAACCACCAACAGCUAAAAUUAAUCUUAAUCAUUCACUUCAAAAAAUUAAAGAUAGUCAAGAACAAAAUAAUUUAGUAGAUACUCUAGAAGAUAAAUUACCUAAUUUAGAAGAAUUUGUUGAAAAAGGUGAUGAGUCAAUUGAAAAUGAAUUAAUUAAAUUAGAAAUUAAACCAAGUAAUGCAUUUGAAUUAAUCCAAUUAACAAAUGAAGAAAUAACAUCUAAACAAGUUGAAACUUAUCAAACUUCAAAUAAAAAGAAAGAUUUAAAAGAAAUUCUAAUAAAAAAUAAUAAUGAAAUUGUUUUAGAAAGUCAAACACAAAAUGAUGAUCAAAUAGAAGAUAUUGAUCAAUAUGAAAAAGAACAUUUCUUAAUGAGGUAUGAACCAAAAAUUAUUAAAGAAAUAUAUUAUACUUUAUUUAAAAGUGAAAAAGAUUUACAAAUUGAACCAGAUUUACUUCAAAAACAACUUCACAUUAGUGCAAAUACACGGAGUGUUUUACUUGAUUGGUUAUUUCUUGUUUCUCAAGAUGAAUUUGCAACAACAAUAGAAACAUAUUUACUCACUGUUGCAACAUUUGAUGAUUUUAUUUCUCAUAAAACAACUAUCCCUAAAUCUGAAGUUCAAUUAGUUGGUGUUGCUUGUCUUCAUUUAUGUAUUAAAUUUCAAGAAAUUAAAUAUUCAAAUGUUGAUGCAUUCAUUAUUAUUAGUAGAGGAGCAUAUACAAAAAGUCAAUUAUUAGAGAUGGAAAGAAUAAUUUGUAAAACAAUUGAUUUCAGAUUUGUUCGUCCGUUAUCAAUUGAUUUUUUGAGAAGAUUUAAUAAAGCAGCAAAAGCAAAUGAAACCGAACAUACACUUGGAAAAUAUUUAAUUUUAAUUGCUACAUUAGAUCAAACAAUGAUUCAAUAUCUUCCAUCUCAAAUUGCAGCAGCUGCUGUUUACUUUCAGAGAAGAAUUAAUAAUACUAUUCCUUAUUGGGAUAAAACACUUAUUAAAUAUUCAACAUAUAAUGAAAAAGAUAUUCUUCCAAUUGCUCAAUUAAUGAGAACACUUUAUUUAUUCCAACAAACAGAAAAAAAUCCAUUUAAAGAAAUUUUUAAGUUGUUUUCAAAUAUUGGUAAUCAUACAGUUUCACAAAUUCCUUUCAUCCCAGAAUUUUAA